AUGGCAACGAGCGUUGUGCUACCUCUGGAAUCCCGAGUGCAAGAGUGGCAUGAUACCGAACCAAACGCACCGCGCCGUCAAACCAUAGCGGAAUCAUCAAGCCGACUGCCGGGCUCAAUGGCUCAGCCACCGACAGGAGAGUCCCUUUCAGCAGAACAACAACUGCAACAACAAAGUCUGCCAUCCUUCAGUUCACUACUGGCCGGAGCCAGCAAUCCCAAUCAUUUUGGCCAGCCCCGUCCAGGAGAGGUGAGAAGGGAACAAGCAUUGCCUAGCAGUGUCUCCACUGGCAAAUAUGCCCCUCAACAAAACAGCUUCAAACCUUCCGAUGUGCAUCCAUCCACCAUGUCUCAAUCCUCACACGCCCAGUCUGAUACCAUGAAUAGUCCCUCUUGGUCCUACUCAACCACGAGUUAUUCGGAAAAUAAACCUGCCGCACCUGAUCCUCGUGCAACACAUGCAACUGUCGAUCAUGCCCCUGGUCGGGCGUCUGCCGAAAAAGAAACUCCUGACGGGUCAGGUAGUUGCCACGCCAAUGAGGACGUUACCAUUUAUUCCCAAAAUCCGGAUGAUGAUGGUCUCAACACCAUGUGGAGCUCCUCCAAAGCAAGCAAACUCAAGAAGCGCACCGGGCAGGCGUGCGAUGGCUGCCGGGAGAGGAAGAUGAGGUGUGACUUUAAAUCUCCCAAAUGCACAAUGUGCAAGAAUAUCGACCGUGAUUGCACGUUUGGGUCAGCGCCACGUGCUACUAUGCGACAUUCAGCUUACCCGAUGUCGAUGCCUUCGACUUCGAGGUUUGCGAGCACGAACCAGGACCAGGGCAAUACCCUUCAAAGAGGGUCGACAACUGCCAUAGAUUUGGCCUCUCAAGAGCGUGGCUACUCACAAGCCACGCCGAGAGCCUCCAUGUCGCUAGAGAAUAUGCUUUAUCCAGCCUCCGAUCAACCGACGAACCAUGAGGAUCGGUCAGACAGCCAACCACCAGCAAAGAGACCCCGUGUUUCGCCAUCUCCUCGUCCUAGAUCCCAAGGCCAGAUGUCCGCGAGUUCGGGUACAGAAUCUGUUGGAGGGUUGAUCUCCUCGCCAUCAGUCAUCUCCAACUUCUCUUGGGACAAGGACCCCUAUGAUCUGAGCCGCAGUUUGACCCUCGACUAUGUGCAAAGGUAUUUCGAGCACGUUGACGGUGUAACAUAUCACAUUCUCCCAAAGGCCCUUUUCAAACAAUGGAUUCGCCAGUGCCGCACCAAAUCACCGGCUGAUAAGAUGUUGCUCUAUGCCAUUCUGGCAAUGGGAACCGUCUUUACAUCCUCACAAUCACAAUCUAAACACCACCAAGACGCGUUUCUCGAGAUUGUCCACAAAGCCAUGAUAGAAAACGGCGACAUGUUCAGCUUGCAGCUGAUUCAGACCAGGCUGAUCCUGGCUCUCUUCGCAUUUUCUCAAGGCCAGUACAACCGGGCGAGUGAUUAUUGCGGCUCUGCUGUGCGGACUGCGUUCGGGUUGAGAUACCAUACUGAGGAGGGAGUCUCAACAAUCGGAGAUCAAGAUGCGUUGGAUUUCGGCUUGUCUCGUGAGAUGUUGGUCGAAUGCCGGCGUCGGACGUUCUGGGCUGCCUAUCUGAUGGACAGCUUUAGCCGUUGCUGGUCUGCAUCUGUCACUACUGUCAAUCGAUCUGAUUGUCGGCUACGCUUGCCAUGUGCUGAGGCGGCCUUCGAGGCCGGGAGCGUCCCUCUGGCACCGUUCACUCUUGAAUCGCCCAAGAACAACAAGGAGAGUCAACCCGAUUCACCCCACGAAUCAUCCGAAGUCGGCUCUUUUGGUUAUCUGGUGGAGAUUGCGGCGAUCUUCAGCGAGGUGAUGAGCACUGCCGGCAGGGGUAAAACGCAGUUUCCGGCGAAAGAUCGGUUGACGACGGACGCCUUCCGCCACGACAUCCAAGGUCGGCUCAAGACGUGGGAUCACGCCAUGAAGAGGCAUGUCCGCCAAGGUCGAGACGGAGUAGAGAAAGGUAGCGGCUACUACGUUCUCUAUCAUUACUCAAUCAUGAUACUGAAUCGGUACAUUAACUAUUUGGAGAUGGACCAGUUGCGGAUUAGCGUAUGUGCAAGGCAAGUACACGACCACGCCCGUGAGAUGCUGUCAACAGUACAGAAAAUAUGCGAGCAUGGCGACAACAAGCACGACUCCUCGUCUCGGUUCCUGGUGUUGAGCCCCUUCAGCGGCUUCGCCAUAACCGCCGCGUUGGAUGUCGCUACUGCGGCCGGGCCAGUGUCGACUCUGAUGGGCCCUGAGAGUCAGAUGAUGUCCUUGUUUGGCAGUGUCGUCCCGUUCCUGGAACGUUUAAUGGAUCAUUGGCACAGUGGUCGUCAACAGCAAGAGAUGGUGGACCAGAGGUUGAGGGCUCUUCUGGACGUAGCCAAGAGGGCCUCCGAAUUCAACGGAGGAUAUUACUUUGCGCACCCAAUGCAAAGUGGCACCGACUUGAGCCAAGAUGUUACCUACGGGCUUCCUCGGCGCAAAUACUUUGAGACCAUGGGGUGGGAGGAGUAUAUCCAUAGUGAAGGGGAGUUCCAACGACUGGACUAA
Molecule: messenger RNA, 2586 nt
Organism: Fonsecaea multimorphosa CBS 102226
Lineage: Eukaryota; Fungi; Ascomycota; Eurotiomycetes; Chaetothyriales; Herpotrichiellaceae
Exons: 2
Coding region: 1-2586 (861 amino acids)
Biological process (GO): regulation of DNA-templated transcription; DNA-templated transcription
Cellular component (GO): nucleus
Molecular function (GO): DNA-binding transcription factor activity, RNA polymerase II-specific; zinc ion binding; DNA binding
Source: RefSeq, a predicted model, not a curated record